CUAAAGUUCGGAUGCAAAUAAAACUACAAUAAACGUGAAUAACGUCGUCUCAGUGUGAAGUAAGGUGGAUUGUUAACCUGCGAAAGUUUGAUGCGGAUGUGGGGAAAGACUUUGUCUUUCGGAUGAACAGUUUUGAAGGUUUAUUUCUCCAGGAUUUUGGAUGGAGGAAUAAAAUCCACGGCGCAUGAGUGCUGUUCACAAUAAACUCGCAUGUAGAACAUCGGCUGUUUUGUUUAAAAGGCUUUAAAACAUUUUCCAAAGGUUCUGUUUUAGAAAUGCGGUGGAUUUGGACAGGAAUUGUGCCUCUGGCACUGUUGGUUUUGGUGACACUGUUUUCUGCCGGCAUCUGGAGGAGAGAACAGGAGGAUCAUGUGUCUGCGAGUGGAGGACCAAGAGAAUCACCAGUUCGAGCCAAACGCUAUGCCAUCAACCCGCUAGGCUACAAGUGGGAUCACUUCAACAUUACCUACAAGAUCACAACAUUCCCCAAUACACUGAAUAAAGACGACACCCGUAAAGCCAUCAGUAUCGCCUUCACCAAAUGGAGUGAUGUCUCAUCUCUGACCUUUACAGAAAUCACCAACACAAAUAAAAGUGCUGAUAUCAUUAUUGGUUUCUACACGUUUAAUCACACAGACUGCUGGUGGUCUCCGCUGCACCCAUGCUUUGAUGGGCUGAAUGGAGAGCUGGCUCAUGCCUUCCUGCCGCCACGGGGGGAGAUUCACUUUGACAACCAUGAGUUCUGGAUCCUGGGCAAAUCUCGUUUCAGCUGGAAACAGGGUGUAUGGCUUAAUGACCUAGUUCAGGUAGCAGCCCAUGAGAUCGGUCAUGCUCUUGGUCUGUGGCAUUCACGUGACCCCAGCGCUCUGAUGCACCCCAAUGCCACGUACACAGGGCAGCGAGACAUUGCUCAGGAUGAUAUCUGGGGAAUUCAGCGUCUUUAUGGCUGCUUAGAUAAGAAGCGUGUGUGUGACCCCUGGGCGCGAUUAGGCUUCUGUGAGAGUAGACGGAGUUUCAUGAAGAAAUACUGCCCUCAGCGCUGUGACCUGUGUUACGAGCCCCCGGAAGCUGGGUCGACUCCCACUCCUCCUCCUGCCAACGUCAAGAUUAAGAUGGUGCCUCGGGGAAAAGUAGUGGGCUUCCGCUGUGGGACCAAAAACACGAAAGUGCCUCCAAAAGUCAGGUGGUAUAAGGAUGGAGAACAGCUGCUGACCUCUAUCCCUGGCUACAUUGCCAUCAAAGAUCGCAAUCUGCGCAUCGUGGCUAACGAAUUCAAUGAGGGAACGUACACCUGCCAGAUCCACCGGCGUGGCAGUGUCAUUUCAGCUAACUCGUGGGCCAUCAGGCUGAAACCGGAACGUCCCUCGAACAACAGUUGAUGGCGGUGGAGUAACGGAGAAGCACUUACACUACCUCCUUCACUCUUAAUCACUCAAAGCGACUCCUUACCUCACAUUCAGAGUCUCUCAGUGAAGGAUAUCAUGGACCAGGUUCAUUCAGAAAUGCUUCAGAUGACUCAAGCUGAAACACAAGGGCUGUACAGUAGAAACAUAAGCAUUUAGGGC
This is a messenger RNA of Neoarius graeffei (lesser salmon catfish), 1565 nucleotides long. RefSeq names its product matrix metallopeptidase 23bb (gene mmp23bb). The record is from RefSeq and is a predicted model, not a curated record. Gene Ontology annotation, cellular component: extracellular matrix. The transcript has 8 exons. NCBI's taxonomy places the organism in Eukaryota, Metazoa, Chordata, Actinopteri, Siluriformes, Ariidae. Gene Ontology annotation, biological process: extracellular matrix organization; collagen catabolic process; proteolysis. Gene Ontology annotation, molecular function: metalloendopeptidase activity; zinc ion binding. The coding region runs from base 276 to 1379 and encodes 367 amino acids.